Drosophila busckii is the source of this 2224-nucleotide messenger RNA. RefSeq names its product transcription factor MafB (gene tj). The record is from RefSeq and is a predicted model, not a curated record. Gene Ontology annotation, cellular component: nucleus. Gene Ontology annotation, biological process: regulation of transcription by RNA polymerase II. The coding region runs from base 135 to 1643 and encodes 502 amino acids. Gene Ontology annotation, molecular function: DNA-binding transcription factor activity, RNA polymerase II-specific; RNA polymerase II cis-regulatory region sequence-specific DNA binding. The transcript has a single exon. NCBI's taxonomy places the organism in Eukaryota, Metazoa, Arthropoda, Insecta, Diptera, Drosophilidae.
UCACAAUUUUAUAAUAAAUAGAGUAAAGUGCAGUGUCCAAGUGAAAGUGCGCGUAAACGCAAACAAGAAAGCCAAUCCAAUCCCCUCCUGCGCUGUAACGUUAAAAACAGAGUUGCAUGUGAAACGGCGCUCCAAUGAAAAUGGAAGAUCCCACCAUCGCCGACACAUAUGUGCAAGAGUUUAAUUUGGAUCAUCUGGGUGUAGGCGUUGCCGGCAAUUCUGUAACAGCUCUGACGCCCGUAGUAGCUGUGGGUCAUGUGAAGCGCGAAGAUCACAGUCCGCCGCAGCCAGUCAAAUGGACAACAGUGCAUGGCGCCGAUCCGCCAGCAGAUGAUGAAUCUGAGCCCAUGCCCCAACCGCUGCCCAUAUCCGUAGUCGAUGGCCCUGGCCCUGGCCCUGGCGGUGAUGUCUCCCAGCUGGCAUCCGUAUCGCACAUUAAGCUGCGUUCCUUUUCGGGCCACCAAUGGCACAUGGACGAGCGCCGCUUGCAGCCGCUAAGUCCGCCGCCUGAAGGCUACGUGGGCGGUCCCAUGGGCGGUCAAGCUGUGCUGGUGAAUACAACCUCCUCCUCAACUUCCUCUGCUGCGGCCGUGGCUGUUGCUGCUGCUGCAGUUGCCGCCACCUCCUCGGUGCCGGUGGGCGUGCCCUCCACACCGCCAGAGACGCCGCCAGUUGUGGGCUCGCCCACAGGCAGCAGCAGCUGCCCCAGCCAGGCCUAUGCGCAUCAUUAUCACGCCGGACGCACUGCUGCCAGCGCCAAUGUAGCAGCAGUGGGUCUUAGCCAGGAGAUGAUGUGGCUGCCCAACUCCAUGCGCACGGAUCAACAGCCGCUGGACCUACGCCCGCUGGCCUGUCCCGGCUCACAAGAGGAGGCAGAGGAGUGGGAGCGCCAGCGGGAGUAUGCUAUGCAUUUGGCUGCCUCACAUCAUCAUGGACAUCCGCUCAUGCAAAGCCAUCAUCCGGCGCGUCAUAUGCAGGCGCAGCUGCCCACACACCAUGCACACCAUCAUUUUCACAGCCUCGAACACCCGCUGCCCAUCAACAUGCACUCCAACUCAAACAACUCCUAUGCCGGCAGUCCAGCACCUGGCGCCGGCACCGGCACCCUUACUGGCCAACUGACAUUCUCCAAUUGCGGUCCGCAGCUGGCCUCAACGGGCAGCAGCAGUGGCGCCAGCAGCGGCUCCAAUUCGCGCGGCUGUGUUCGGUCCCUGAUGCAGCCCUGUCGCCCGCUCUCGGCCAGCUCGACACGCUCCUCCAUAAACUCGCCGCGCACCUGUGGCGGCUACAGCAAUGCCACCACCGAGGAUCCGCUGGACGAUGAUCAGCUGACGAGCUUGACGGUGCGUGAGCUGAACAAGCGUCUGCAUGGCUGCCCACGCGAGGAGGUAGUGCGUCUCAAGCAGAAGCGGCGCACGCUGAAGAACCGCGGCUACGCACAGAACUGUCGCUCCAAGCGCCUGCACCAACGGCACGAACUGGAGAAGGCCAAUCGUGUGCUCAAUCAGGAUCUGCAUCGACUCAAGCUCGAGUAUUCACGCGUCUGUCAGGAGCGGGAUGCGCUCGUCCAGCGUCUGCAGCAGCAGCAGCGAACGAGCGCCGCUGCCGCUGACAGCCAAAGCUCACCGGAGUUUUAUCUAUGACGCCAACUGGCGGCGGCCUCAACAGCUUCCACCAACAACAACAACAAUAGCUCCUCGCAUCAGCUGCAGCAGCCGCACCAGCUGCAGUUGCCACAACAAGAACAACAACAACAACAACAUCGUGCCUCGCAAUUACACACGCAUACACACACACAGUGGCCGCCACAGCAGGUUGUCAACUAGGUGGAUACCAUGAGAAGAGUUCGAUAAAUUGAGCAAGAACGUAGAGCAAAUAGAGCACAAGAGUUUUACAACAAUUUUAAAACAUUUCUCUAAAAUUAAUUUUGUCUGAUUUUUGUUAAGGUCAGUUUCCAUAUCAUCUUAUGUAUAUCGAAAAAGAUCUAUCAUGGCAUCUCCUUAGAACUUGAAGCUAUCUCACUCUGCAUUUAUUCCAUACAGUUUUCCAUUGGAGCAUUUUUUCGCUGACAAUAACGUUAUACUUACUAUUUCACAACUAAUUUAAGUUCUUGUUAGGUUUGUGGAUCGUUGCGAUUUGUUGCGGUUUGCACUUUGGCUGAUAAUCAUUUUUUGUAGCGUGAAGUCGCACAAUCCGAGCAAACAAAAAUAAAAUUAUUAUGUAU